GGUUGCUGCUUAAUUUGCUGUCCGAAUUGUUCUUAAAGAAUUUUGCACAAUUUUGUAACUUUACGUACCAACUGGUGAACAGUUAAAUCCGACAAUUAAAGCUUCAAUUAAAAUGCCCAGCCUUAAAGUGCUAGAAAGUAGCAAAAACAGUGAAUCUGAGUUGCUCCAAAACUCCGUCGAAAUUGCAGCAGGAAGCGAUGGAUGCAGUAAUUCGGCAAAGGAACCUCAGCAGUCGCAAUCCGCGCCGAGUGUCCUGGCCAGCAGUAUCAACGGCAGCGUCAAGGAACAGCCGGCGAGUCCUUUACAGCAGAUUGUCCUUAUAAUCGAGCACAAAAUUCGCAACCUCGAAAAGCGAAAGAACAAGCUGGAGUCCUACAAGGCAAUUGAAAAAUCUGGAAAAAAGCUCACCGUGGAUCAGAAGAAUGCCGUUUCGAAAUACGACGAAUGCCUAACAUCGCUGGAACUGGCACGGGAGCUCUGCAAACAGUUCCAAUCCAUUGCAACCACGGCUAACAAGGAAGCGAAGAAGGAGGCGAAGCGGACCGCAUUUGUAAAGGCACAACAGGAGACUGCAAAAGUGCGCGAGGUGUUGGUGAUCCAGGACGUUCUGAAGCGACUAACGGAGGAUACAACUGUUCGAUCUGACUUUCGCAAUGGGGAAAACGGCGCAUGUAAGAUCUCAGCGGAGGAUUUAAGCUUGCUGGAAAAGUUGCACGAGGAAACGCGACCGCAGCGUCCCAGGACGAGCCGGGAACCGGCGUUUGUGGUGACGGUAAAAACUGCUGCCGACCAUUUGUCUGCCGUGGUCGACGGCAGAAAUAAGGCGUACGGUGACAGUACCUACGUGCACCUGAAGAACAUUAUUUCCGAAGUUCAAGAUUGCGGAUACUUCGAGCGCAACGUUGUAACAGUUGACGAAGAAAACGAGGAUCAUGUUGCAGAAGAGACAAAUUCGAUCGAGAAUGAAAACAUUGACACAGCGGAAGAGGCUAUUGCGGAGGAAGUACGUACUAAUGCUGACGUGGCUGUUGAUCCCACAGCACCGGACCUGGAGAAACGCGAGAAGGAUAAUCCCGUAACCCAUUUGAUCCAACCCAGUGAACCCAAAAGUUUCGGAGAAGCACCAGCUGCAGCAGCGGUGCCGACUCCAUCGUUCCCAAUGCACUCCCAUGUCAUUCGCCAAAAUCCAGUUUCUUCGCCUGCGAUGCCGGUUAUCGUGGAUAAUCAAAACGGUCCCCUAAUUGCACCUUCGAUCCCAAUUCCUACCCCGGUCAUUGCUUCGAAUGCUGCAAUCAUUCCACGAAAUGCGACACAUGUUCAGUCGACUGCCACUGUUGCUGUUGUUCCACCGGUGCCAGUGACAGUUCCCGUAAUACACGCGGCAGCCGUUCCUCUCCAACCAAUUACUGGCCAACAGCUCGCAGCCACUACAGUUCAAGCGGUUGAGCACGCGUACUUUAAACAGCAUUACAUCCAGCAGCAAAUGCGACCCAUUCAUGAAGUUAUCGGAACGGGAAAUUUCUUCUUCUUGCAAGAUUCGGAGCUGGACAAACCGGAAGUUGUUUCGUUCGCCGGUAAUGUACAUCAUUUGACAACUAACGCUGCCCCUCAGAGUCCUGCUAAUCUGCAACCUGCGACCCUGCAAAUAACGCCAACGCCACAGCCAUCUACAGCUGCUUCCGUACAGCCACAGCCACCGAUGGCUUCGGCACAAACGACUGCAUUCAGUAGUCAACCUUUCCAGAAUAUGGUAGCGCCGUCGAAAGUGUAUAAUAAUCCGUUGCACCAGCAGCAACCUGUCGAACAACCACUUCAAUCUGCUAUUGUUAAUAUGACGCAGGGAACCCCGUUGGUUCCGAAAGUAGCUGACAUUUCCGGUAAGCCGGCACAUAUUCCAGCAGAUAUCAAUAUACAGCAUGUGCUGCCCAAGCAGCAACCGCAAGAGCACAUUCAACUUGAGCACCAGUCUAACCAAAAGAAUCCGUUGCCUCAACCGAAACCGUCUCCUUUCAGUGCGGUCGGGCCGCAAACGGCCGUCAUUAAUCCAAUGCAAGAAUCCAGCACCCAGCAAUUCCCAGCAUUAAUACAAAGUUUGCACGAUACUUCGCAGCAAAUUUCGACUAAUCAUAUCUCGCAGAAACUCUCCAAUCUAAUGGUUGAUUCGACGGCGGCAGAGAAGCUCAAAUCUUUGAAUAUGACUGACAAAUUAGCCAUGAACUCGAAUCAUGCUACGCAACAGCCUAAACCUAGACACGAUGAAUGGAGCAGCAGGGGACAAAACUUUGUGAACCUAGUGAAAGGUGAAGACCAAUGGGUUACCAAUACGUCUCAGAUGAAUAAGUCCAUCGAGGAAAGCUCCCACGACAAGGCGUCCUUUAAUCUCCCGAGACAGCCGCAACAUCAGCUGCUAACAUCUUCCAGCAGUCCGCCGAGCAACAGUGGGCCAGCGAACAGUGGCGCUCCAAACCGCAUUCAGCACAAUGGUAAUUCUGCUUCAAACUAUGGCAUAGGUAAUCUGACUGAUACAUCCAGCUCGCACGGCGGCCAGUCUCAGCAAUCACUGCCAAGCUCGACCGUUCAACAGCUGCACCAAGGUGGACACCGUAAUCCCCGUAAUGGUCCCGGCCACCAAUAUAAUCAAAACACCGGAUCGAAUUCUCGUUUUUCCAAUGACAGUGGCGUAAACAAUCCGCCCUCGACCUUCUUCAAAAACAACGAGCGAUUCUACCAGCAGAACCAGCAAAGCAACAACUUCGGCUCGAACAAAGCCGACUCAAGCUACCAUCAGCGUGGUUCGAUGUACAAGGGCCGCCAGGACAAUGGCGGCAGUGAAUCGACAUCGAUCGUAACCGGGUACGGGUCGAUUGCGGGCAGUAAUGCAUCGGGAGGCACAAACAACGGUAACAACAACGGUAACAACAACGGCAACAACAAUGGCAGCAGCAGCAUGGACUAUCGAUCGAAUGCUCGUCCAAUCAACAGUACAAGGAAUACCGGGCCCCCAUCAUCGCGGCCUCAGCAACGAAACCAUUCCGGCAACAGCAAUUACGGAGGCCCUCGCGGAUCGUCCAACACUAGAGGCCAACACAUUGUCAAUGCAUAAGCAGAAUCAAUAAUUUAACAAUAUUGCUACUGAUAUAUUAUAACCCACAAUGUAUCUUUCGCGGAAUCAUAAUCUACACUGGUUGCUAUAUUUGUAGUGUAGAUGAGACACUUUCUAACUGAUUGAUAGUAUGGCAUUAUAUAAUUUUAGCAGUAAAAAAGGAAAGCGAUCAAUUUAAAUGAAAUAAACACAAAACAUACGGAAUAAUAAUAAUAAUAAGUAAGUACACCUAUCUUGCUUUUCAUCAAGCUUUACACUUAAGCUAGGAUCGGAAUGUUUAGGCAAUUAUAAACAGUAAUCCCCAACGAUGGUAUUGGUAUGUCUGCCCUCUGGCUACACUCUAUAAUGGCCAGCCACACUCGAAGGCAGCCAUCCAAUGCAGAAUUGAACGCAGAGAGACAGCCUGAUCUUAGCCUUAGUAAUCCUAAAAGUCGUUGAUAAUAAACACUUUGAGUGUA
Sabethes cyaneus is the source of this 3561-nucleotide messenger RNA. It is a transcript of the gene Capr, whose product is annotated as caprin homolog. The record is from RefSeq and is a predicted model, not a curated record. The transcript has 4 exons. NCBI's taxonomy places the organism in Eukaryota, Metazoa, Arthropoda, Insecta, Diptera, Culicidae. The coding region runs from base 113 to 3103 and encodes 996 amino acids. Gene Ontology annotation, cellular component: cytoplasm. Gene Ontology annotation, molecular function: RNA binding.